This is a messenger RNA of Coccomyxa subellipsoidea C-169, 1077 nucleotides long. RefSeq lists its product as hypothetical. The transcript is spliced from 8 exons. The record is from RefSeq and is a predicted model, not a curated record. Bases 1 to 1077 code for a protein of 358 amino acids. NCBI's taxonomy places the organism in Eukaryota, Viridiplantae, Chlorophyta, Trebouxiophyceae, Coccomyxaceae.
AUGAAGAGGCAGAAAGCGCACCAGGAGAAGAACAAGAGGGCCCAGAAGCGAUACAGGGAACGCAAGAAGGCACUAUAUGAGGAUCAAACGAAGCAGAUAGAGCAGCUGACAGCGCAACUGCAGGAGGUGCAGAUGACUAAGGAUCGGCUGGAGACGCGCUGCUCGCUGCUGGAGAAAGUGGUCAGCAUCAGGGGGGAUGGCGGCGACGCUGCAGGCAGCUCGGCGCCACAGCCGCUGGCGAUGCAGCCGGUGCCGGAGGUUGUCACGGCGACGGCGGCGCUGCUGGGACUCAUAUACCCGGGGCACGGCAUGGAGGCCAGCUUGCGUACAGACCACGUGGAGCGCAUGACCUUCCAGGACUACAUCAAGGUCUUCGAGGACUUCACCCAAAGGCUGAUGCGGCUGAUGCUGCACACGGACGGGCGCCAGGGGUGCCCCUUCCGCGCAGAGAUCGAGAAGAUGAUCGAGGCGCGGCGCUGGUCGGUGCUGAAAGUGCUGGAGCACAAUCCCGAGCGCAUGAUGCGCAUUGCGAUGGAAGUUCGCUCGCAGAGAAUGGAGUGCGCUGCCGACCCCGCCAAGCAGCGCAGCAUCCUGGACGCCAUGGAGCUGACCCCCGAGCAGAAAAGGAGAGUGGUGGAGAACCGGCGGCGGCUCCUGAUCGGCCUCGAGGCGCUCACGCGACGCCAGAACGCGGCCGUUGAGGUGCUGCAGAAAUCCAUGCCGUUGGAGUACAACGACAUGAGCGCCUCGAUGGCCUUUCUCAGGGCGACGCUGGCAGCGCAGGACGUGACUGAAGGCCUCAAGAAGAAUCAUGGCGUCGUGCGCGACUUCAUGCACGAACUGCUCGGCACGGUGCUGACGCCAUGGCAGGAGGCCAAGUGCACUGUGGAGGCCUGGCCGGGCUAUCCAGACGCGCUGGCCAUCUCAAACAUGCUAGCGGAAGAUUUGGGGGACGAGACGGCCAACGCGCGACUGCUGCUGCUCAAACAGGCUCCUGGCGCGACAGCGUAUGAGGCAGAAGCUCCACGGCAGUCACUCAUGCUGAAGCUCAUUUCUUAUGCACCAGAUGGCACAUGA